This is a messenger RNA of Cyprinodon tularosa, 10467 nucleotides long. It is a transcript of the gene ptprja, whose product is annotated as protein tyrosine phosphatase receptor type Ja. The record is from RefSeq and is a predicted model, not a curated record. NCBI's taxonomy places the organism in Eukaryota, Metazoa, Chordata, Actinopteri, Cyprinodontiformes, Cyprinodontidae. The coding region runs from base 461 to 9220 and encodes 2919 amino acids. Gene Ontology annotation, molecular function: protein binding; protein tyrosine phosphatase activity. Gene Ontology annotation, biological process: protein dephosphorylation. The transcript is spliced from 44 exons.
CAUCACCAGCAGCAGCAGAAACAGCCUGAACCCAUCUGCUCUGCAGGCUCAGAUGACCCCAGGCUACAUUCCUUCACUUUGAGCUAUGGCGAGCAUGCGGGGGGACUCGUUUUGAUGACUUCGAUGAAAAUGUGAAUAAACGGAGAGGCUUUUCCUUGAAGUUUGACAGAACAUAACAUUCUCCGCUAACGUGGAUAAAAAGUGCUGCUGGUUCACAGAAGGAGUGGCAGCUUCAUGACGCGUAAAGGCGCCCCUCCCCCUGUCAACCAUCGAGGAGGAAAAACUUUCUCUCCUCUCACUUUUAACUUUCCUUAUGUUGCCGCUGCCACAGUAAGGGGAUCAAAAGAAGCAGAGAAGUCUGGACAUGAAAACCUUCAGCGAGUAGAGGAAAAGAAAUAAUAAUAAUAAAAAAGACUCCUUAGCUUAUUAUACGUGAUUUAUCUCCAGAGCGCGCGGCAUCAUGAAGCCGCUGCUGCGCUUCAGCUUCUCUCCAUGGACUAUCUUGGUCUUUUGCGCUCUCCUCCAGAACAUUCACUCACAGAAUGAAGGAACCACCACCACAAUAGCCUCAACUACCACCACAGCAGCGGCAACUUCAACCACAACAACUGAAACUACAACCACAGCAACUACAACCACAACAACUGCAACUACAACUAGUACAGCUCAACCAACUACGAAUAGGGGACCUGAAGAAGUGUUGAAUCUCACAGUGUCAGAGAUCACAAUAUCCUCUGUGAAAGUGAGCUGGAGCCCAACAGCGGAUUCCCACUACAGAUUAUACUGGACCGAUGGAAAUGAUGUCAGAAAUAAGACUGUGAAUAAAACCAUAGAAAUCAUCACAGCUCUAAAUUCUGGGACCCUGUAUACCAUAAAUGUAACUGCAGUUGCGUCUCAUGAUCAUACAGAAGGAAAGCAUGCCACUAAGGAAAUCUAUACAAAACCUGAAGCAGUCGUCGGUCUUAAUGUCACUGGUGUGACAACCACCUCUGUGUCUCUGAACUGGAAUAUACAACCAGCGGGUGAAUCGCUGGUUUUUAGAGUAAAGUGGAAAACUGAAACCUUGAAUAGAACUGAGACACAUGUGACCAUUAAUGAGCUGAAUCCUGGGGAGCAUUACUGUUUUAAUGUCACAGCAGUAGCUGGAGGAAUAAUGGAAAGUGAUCAGAGCAUGGUGUGUCAGUUUACAAAACCAGAGAUUGUCCGCAAUCUUUCUGUGACUGAAGUCACAACUGACUCAAUAUCUCUGAAAUGGACUAAACCUUUGGGAAGCAGCUCCUUCUAUAAAGUAGAGUUGAUUGAUGGGAAUAAGACGCUGAAAUCAGCUGAAACAGAACUUACUAUUACUAACCUGACUGCUGGUACAAAAUAUGACAUAAAUGUCACUGCUGUAGCUGCUGAUAAUACUGAAGGAGCCAGUGUCUUUGUAUCUUCCUACACAAAACCAGAGAUGGUCCGCAAUCUUUCUGUGACUGAAGUCGCUACUGACUCUAUAUCUCUGAAAUGGACUAAACCUUUGGGAAGCAGCUCGUACUAUAAAGUAGAGUGGAUUGAUGGGAAUAAUACGCUAAAUUCAACUGAAACAGAACUUACUAUCACUAACCUGACUGCUGGUGUGAAGUAUGACAUAAAUGUCACUGCUGUAGCUGCUGAUAAUACUGAAGGAGCCAGUGCCUUUGUAUCUUCCUACACAAAACCAGAGAUUGUCCGCAAUCUUUCUGUGACUGAAGUCACUACUGACUCUAUAUCUCUGAAAUGGACUAAACCUUUGGGAAGCAGCUCCUUCUAUAAAGUAGAGUGGAUUGAUGGGAAUAAGACGCUGAAAUCAGCUGAAACAGAACUUACUAUUACUAACCUGACUGCUGGUGUGAAGUAUGACAUAAAUGUCACUGCUGUAGCUGCUGAUAAUACUGAAGGAGCCAGUGCCUUUGUAUCUUCCUACACAAAACCAGAGAUGGUCCGCAAUCUUUCUGUGACUGAAGUCACUAUUGACUCAAUAUCUCUAAAAUGGACUAAACCUUUGGGAAGCAGCUCCUUCUAUAAAGUAGAGUGGAUUGAUGGGAAUAAUACGCUGAAAUCAACUGAAACAGAACUUACUAUUACUAACCUGACUGCUGGUGUGAAGUAUGACAUAAAUGUCAGUGCUGUAGCUGCUGACAAUCGUUCUGAAGGAGCCAGUGCCUUUGUAUCUUCCUACACAAAACCAGAGAUGGUCUGCAAUCUUUCUGUGACUGAAGUCACUACUGACUCUAUAUCUCUGAGCUGGACUGAACCUUUGGGAAGCAGCUCCUUCUAUAAAGUAGAGUGGAUUGAUGGGAAUAAGACGUUGAAUUCAGCUGAAACAGAACUUACUAUUACUAACCUGACUGCUGGUGUGAAGUAUGACAUAAAUGUCACUGCUGUAGCUGCUGAUAAUCUUACUCAAGGAUCCAUUGCCUCUGUAUCCCGCUACACAAAACCAGAGAUUGUCCGCAAUCUUAAUGUGACUGAAGUCACAACUGACUCUAUAUCUCUGAUCUGGACUAAACCUUUGGGAAACAGCUCCUACUAUAAAGUAAAGUGGAUUGAUGGGAUUAAGAUGCUGAAUUCAUCAGAAACAGAAGUUAAUAUUACUAACCUGACUCCUGGUGUGAAGUAUGACGUAAAUGUCACUGCUGUAGCGGCUGAUAAUAGCACUGAAGGAGCCAGUGCUUCUGUAUUUUCCUACAUCAAACCAGAGAUGGUCCGCAAUCUUACUGUGACUGAAGUCACUACUGACUCUAUAUCUCUAAAAUGGACUAAACCUUUGGGAAGCAGCUCCUUUUAUAAAGUAGAGUGGAUUAAUGGGAAUAAGACGCUGAAUUCAACUGAAACUGAACUUACUAUCACUAACCUGACUGCUGGUACAAAGUAUGAAAUAAAUGUCACUGCUGUAGCUGCUGAUUAUCAUACUGAAGGAGCCAGUGUCUUUGUAUUUUCCUACACAAAACCAGAGAUGGUCCGCAAUCUUACUGUGACUGAAGUCACUACUGACUCUAUAUCUCUGAGCUGGACUGAACCUUUGGGAAGCAGCUCCUUCUAUAAAGUAGAGUGGAUUGAUGGGAAUAAGACGUUGAAUUCAGCUGAAACAGAACUUACUAUUACUAACCUGACUGCUGGUACAAAGUAUGACAUUUAUGUCACUGCUGUAGCUGCUGAUUAUCUUACUCAAGGAUCCAUUGCCUCUGUAUCCCGCUACACAAAACCAGAGAUUGUCCGCAAUCUUAAUGUGACUGAAGUCACAACUGACUCUAUAUCUCUGAUCUGGACUAAACCUUUGGGAAACAGCUCCUACUAUAAAGUAAAGUGGAUUGAUGGGAUUAAGAUGCUGAAUUCAUCAGAAACAGAAGUUAAUAUUACUAACCUGACUCCUGGUGUGAAGUAUGACGUAAAUGUCACUGCUGUAGCUGCUGAUAAUCAAACUGAAGGAGCCAGUGCUUCUGUAUUUUCCUACAUCAAACCAGAGAUGGUCCGCAAUCUUACUGUGACUGAAGUCACUACUGACUCUAUAUCUCUAAAAUGGACUAAACCUUUGGGAAGCAGCUCCUUUUAUAAAGUAGAGUGGAUUAAUGGGAAUAAGACGCUGAAUUCAACUGAAACUGAACUUACUAUCACUAACCUGACUGCUGGUACAAAGUAUGAAAUAAAUGUCACUGCUGUAGCUGCUGAUUAUCAUACUGAAGGAGCCAGUGUCUUUGUAUUUUCCUACACAAAACCAGAGAUGGUCCGCAAUCUUACUGUGACUGAAGUCACUACUGACUCUAUAUCUCUGAGCUGGACUGAACCUUUGGGAAGCAGCUCCUUCUAUAAAGUAGAGUGGAUUGAUGGGAAUAAGACGUUGAAUUCAGCUGAAACAGAACUUACUAUUACUAACCUGACUGCUGGUGUGAAGUAUGACAUAAAUGUCACUGCUGUAGCUGCUGAUAAGCUUACUCAAGGAUCCAUUGCCUCUGUAUCCCGCUACACAAAACCAGAGAUUGUCCGCAAUCUUAAUGUGACUGAAGUCACAACUGACUCUAUAUCUCUGAUCUGGACUAAACCUUUGGGAAACAGCUCCUACUAUAAAGUAAAGUGGAUUGAUGGGAUUAAGAUGCUGAAUUCAUCAGAAACAGAAGUUAAUAUUACUAACCUGACUCCUGGUGUGAAGUAUGACGUAAAUGUCACUGCUGUAGCUGCUGAUAAUCAAACUGAAGGAGCCAGUGCUUCUGUAUCCCGGUACACAAGGCCUGUAAAACCUGAGAACCUGACGACUGGACCAAUACAUGUUAACUACAUAACCAUCCGCUGGACAUUGCCUAAAGGAAGAGUUGACAAAUAUAUAGUGAACAUCUCAAAUGGAGACACAGGCUAUAAAAAGUCCAAGGAAACAAAUACCACAGUAGAAACUUUCUCUGAUUUAGACCCUGGAAGAGUCUUUAUUAUCACAGUCACUUCUGUAGCUGGAGACUUCAACAAUACCUCUGACCAGUUGCCAGUUGCCACAUAUCCUACACCCCCUCAGAAUGCAAAUAUCAGCAAAACAAACUCUUCUUUGAUGUUGAAGUGGUUGCCUCCAAAAAAUAUGGAUAAUGCUCCUGGCAUUAGCUAUUUAAUCACCUACCAGGCUUCAGAAGUUGAUAAGAAUGAAAUCAAUCAGAGCUCCACAGAGAAGAAUAUUGAUGGUCUUCAGUCUGGAACCUUAUACAUCAUAAACUUAACAACCAUUGGACCAGAAGAGCGAAAAAGCAUACCUGUCAUUCUUUCUGCUUAUACUUUGCCUAACCCAGUGCAGAAUGCAAUGGCCAGACCCAUUAAUACAACCUCCAUAAGGGUGACCUGGUCCCACCCAGACGGCUUAAAGGAUUACUAUCUUUACUCAGUAGAGACCUGUGAAAGCUCGGGAAAUUGCACUGAUAUAGGGAAUACCACAAACACCAGUUAUGAUGUUUUUGGUCUGGAGCCAGGUUCCAAUUACAACAUCAGCAUCAGAACAAUUGUUGACUCAGAUUCUGAAUCUUCUCCAGUGGAGGUGUCCAGUUACACAAUGCCAAAAGCUGUGACCAACCUGAAUGCAAGCUUUGUGAACACCACGUUCAUCCAGCUGACAUGGACCAGGCAAACAGAUCACAAGGCUUCCUACUCCUAUCUGGUUGAAGCAUUUCAUGACAGCGGACUAGUUUCCAAUUACUCGACACCUAAUGAGACCUUCCCCUUCGACAAUCUGACCCCUGGAACCAACUACACAUUUAAAGUAUACACAGUUCAGGAAGAGGUCAAAUCCACACCAGCAAGCAUUUUAGAUACUACAAUUCCCGGGAUGGUCACAGACAUGUCAGCCAUAGGAACCACCAACAGCAUGUCAGUGAACUGGAUAAAACCACAUGGAGGAGUUUCAUCCUACAUUAUAGAACUUUACAAUGAAAAAGCCUUAGUGGACAAGGCAGAGAAGAAUGAGACUCAUCACCUUUUUCCUAAUUUAAAACCAGGAGUGAUUUACGAUGUUAAGGUGAUAACAAAAAGUGGAUCUAAGGAGAGUAAAGAAGCAAUAGUUUCCAAUGCAACUUUUCCUACCCCCCCUGGCACCAUCAUGGUGGACUCCAAGGGCAUCAACUUCAUCAACCUGACCUGGUCGCUUCCAGCUGACAUGGACCAUGCUCAGUACAACUUCACUGUGACCUCUCUCAGUGGAUCCCACUCAACUUCAAACAACUGGUUUGAACUGGAAAACCUUGCAUCAGGAACCAUUUACGAAGUGUCUGUGGUUACUGUUGGUGUAAUGGGUUAUGAGAGUACUGCACAGACGACACAAAACUAUACAAAGCCACAUGCAGUGACAGAUCUGAAGGCAGCAGAGAUCACCACUAGUUUAGUGACACUGAUGUGGAAUCAGUCUGAGAGCGAAACAAACUAUUCUUAUGAAGUGCAGGCUGAUAGUGUUGUCCUUCUUUCAAAAAUGGUGAACAUUACAUUGAAAAAGAAUUACACAUUUGGAAAUCUUGAGUCUGCGUGGAACUACAGCUUUACUGUGACAACACUCACACCAGAUGACACCCGGGCAGAGUCUGUGACAAUUUCCAAAUAUACAAGACCUUUAAGUAUCACAAAUUUAACGGCUAAAACCAUAAACACAACUGCUAUUCAACUACGUUGGGAAACACCGUAUGAGAACAGAAAUGAUCUAGAAUAUUUGGUGGAGACGACAGGCUGUGGAGACCAAAAUAUUACAUCAAAAGAAAUAAGCUUAGAAGUCACAGCGCUCGCCCAUGGAACCCGUUGCAAUUUUAGUGUUUCUAUCGUGGCACCUGAUGGCAUUAAAGGGGAAAGAAAUUGCAUUUCUCAGUACACCAAACCUUUAAAUAUCACCAAUUUUAAAGCUUUAACCUUAAACACAACUGCUGUUCACCUUACCUGGGAAACACCAUAUGAGAACAGGCCCGACCUAGAAUAUUUGGUGCAGACGACGGGCUGUGGAAACCAAACCAUUCAAUCACCAGUUGUAAACAAAACCUUCUCAAACCUCACCCCUGGAACCGAAUGCACUUUCUGUGUUACUAUCAUGACACCGACUGACAUUAGAGGAGACGAAAUCUGCACCUCUCAGUACACCAAACCUGAGAAAGCACAUCUCACCAUCCUCAAUGAGGGAUCCAACAAUUCCCUCCUGGUAGUAUGGACCAAACCCACAGGAAAUGUGGAGCAUUACGAGCUUAUCCUAAACAGCUCUUCUACAGUGUAUCCUACAAAAUGGCUCAACUCUACCAACACAUCCUUCCUGUAUACCAACCUGUCAGCCGCAGUGCUUUACAAGGCGGAAUUGUUAUCAUGCAGUGGACAAGUCUGUCAACCUUCUCAAACGGUUACAAAUGCAACUUACCCAACUCCUCCGGGGCCAAUUGAAAUCCUGAGGACAACAACUAACUCUGUUGAAAUGCGUUGGGGAGAAGCACCUAUGAUGAGUCUGGAAUCCAACUACAGUUACAAGCUGACCUACAACUCCUCUCAGCCAGAUAUAAUAGUGUCUUCUGCCAAGACGAAUUACACUUUAUCCCAGCUGCUGUCUGGGACCUCCUACAACAUUUCUGUGAAAACUGUCGGACCGCUGGGUUUUGAGAGUGAAUCUGUUUACAGAAACAUGGUUACCACAAAACCCUACAAUGUGAUAUCUCUCAGCACCAUCACUGAAGAGAAGAGUAUUAAUGUAAGCUGGAAAAAACCUGACGAGUAUAAGGACACCUAUUUCUUUUUUCUGACCUGGCAAAGCUCUGAUGGGAAUGUUAAAAAUAUCACCAUCACUGAUGAUAAAUAUAAAAUCACUGAACUCACGCCUGGUACUGAAUACAAAAUUACCGUCACCACCAAGACCUCCGAUGGAGCACUGUCUGCCACAGAAGAAAUUUCCAACUGCACAAAUGCAAGCCCUGUGAAGGAUUUAACAUGUGAAAGAGCAACACCUGGAAAAGCAGAAAUCACUCUGAACUGGACCAAGCCUGAUGGAAUGAGCUCUGGCUUCCAGUUAACCAUAUCCAACAGUUCUCAAAACCCCCACUCGAGUGACAACUGCUGCUCUCACGUCUUUGCAAAUCUUGCUCACUACUCUAACUAUACCUUAACUGUGGAGAGUCAGAGCUGUGGAAAACCCAGCACUCCUAAGUCUAUUGAAUGUUCCACAGGCGUUGGAAAGCCACCCAUUCAAAAGGACUUUUUGACACAUGUAACCUUAAGUAAAACUCACAAAACAUUCACGCUUCGCAUCAGCUCCCAACAUAUGGACAACACUAUGGGACCAGUGACACAUGUUGGGGUUAUUGUUACAAGUGAUGAUAAGGACAUCCAAUCUAAUCUUGAAAAUUACUUGGGGAAGACGUACGAACAGUGGAGAUCCGAGUCGACCCAAGCAUACCUGGCUACAGUAGCAAAUUACAACCUACAGACACGCAGCAGUAGUGACCUGGAACUCCUAGUAGGAACCGACUCGAAGUGGGAGAACUAUCAUAAUGGUUUACUGGAUCCAAGCGGAACUUACAGAUAUGCUGUUGUGAUUUUCACCCAUCUGGUCACGGAUUCAGGACUUAUUGAUAGUACCAAAUCAGUGGUUUCUUUUACACAAUUUUCUGAGGUCGUUGCUCUUAACAAAGACCCAGUCACCACUGGAAUCGCUAUUGGAGUAACAUUGGGAAUCUUUGGAUUUCUCUUUAUCAUCCUCAUUGGUUUUGUCAUCUAUUGGAGAAGGUUGUCUCGUAAGGAGUCUCCUGACAUCCAGAUUCUAACAAUGGGGGGUAAAGUAAGUGUUGCUGUGAGGGUGGAGGACUUUGAAGCCUACUAUAAGAAGCAGAGAGCGGACUCCAGCUGUGGCUUUGCUGAAGAAUUUGAGGACCUAAGGCCUGUUGGUACUAGUCAGGCUAAGGUGCAUGCCCUGGAUCCGGAGAACAAGCCUAAAAAUCGCUACAACAACGUGCUUCCUUAUGACUCCUCAAGGGUGAAACUCUCUGUUGUCCAUGGAAGUCCAAAUGAAGAUUACAUCAAUGCUAACUAUAUGCCGGGUUAUCUCUCCCGGAAGGAAUACAUCGCAGCUCAGGGACCUUUACCCGCAACAGUCAACGAGUUUUGGAGGAUGAUCUGGGAGAAGAACGUGCAGACUCUGGUCAUGCUUACACGCUGUAAUGAACAAGGAAGGGUUAAAUGUGAGCAGUACUGGAGUCCUGGGACCAAAUACUGUGAAGACAUCAUUGUGACAACAACAUCUGAAAUUCCACUUGAAGACUGGACCAUCAGGGACUUUGACAUAAAAAAUGUGAAAACAGCAGAAGUCCGCUCGGUCCGUCACUUCCAUUUCACCGCUUGGCCGGAUCACGGUGUUCCAGAAACCACAGAGCUUCUGAUCAGCUUCAGACAUUUGGUCCGAGAGCAUAUGAACCAGUACUCCAGAAAUUCCCCCACAGUGGUUCACUGCAGCGCCGGUGUUGGACGCACAGGCACCUUCAUAGCCAUCGAUCGUUUGAUUUUCCAGAUUGAAAGGGAAAAUAUUGUAGAUGUGUACGGCAUUGUUCACGAUCUGCGAAUGCACCGACCCCUCAUGGUGCAGACAGAGGAACAGUAUGUUUUCUUAAACCAGUGUGCCUUGGACAUCAUCCGUGCAAGAACAGGGAACAACGUGGAUCUGAUCUACCAGAACACAGCUGCCAUCUCAAUUUAUGAGAACGUCGAACCAAAAUCAGGAUAUUAGACUGCUCUUUUUGAGUUUGAUUUUAAAAAAUGAGCAUUAGGUUUAAAGGGAACACUUCUAAUUAAAUGUGGUGUGUUGAUUGCAGUCACGCCAUUAUUGGAACCACCACCCUUCAAUUUUUUCAAACCCUUCAUUGUCAUCUUUACUUUUCAAUAAUAGAGGAAACCACAACAUCGAUACAUGCCUCUGCCUUAAAUUUGCUCAUACCUGCAUAUUAUUUUACUGCACAAUUGAAAUGACUUCCUGCUGUAUAUGACUCAAUGAUUUUAAUUUUGCUCAGGUAGUGUUUUUAUAUACUUUUCUGGUGUUUUUAGAUAAACUUUCGACUUGUAUAAAAACAGUUAUGUGCCUUGAAGCAGCCUAUAUGCUUUAUUUAACAGUAGGGGGCACUCUUGUCUUACUUUUGUAACAGAUAAACAGGGAUUACAUGAAAUUGUAAAGGAAUUUUAAAUUAUUCUCUUCUUGCUUGACUAACUGUAAGCCAAUAUGAACUGUGCAAUGUGCUUUAAUGAAGGAGCUUAUUUGUUAUUAUUUCUAUUUUUUAUGCACUGCUAUUUGACGAAUGCACUGGAUGCAUUAAUGCAUUUGUCCCACACUGUCCAUCUUUAUCAUAGGUGGUUUUUCUUCAAGUAGUUUAUGAUACAUUCUGGCCAGUUUUUUUCUUGUAAUGGAAUGUCUUGCUUUUAAUUUAUCAUUUCAUCUCAGGAAACUUUACCAAGAAGAGCUUUUUACUGGCUGUUAUUGUGUUAAAAAUCUAGAAUGCACCAUUUUGUAUUAAUUUAGAUAUUAUUUCAGUUAUCUUGUUUUUUUUGUUUAUUUUGAUGCUGUACAUUCCUUAGACAAUGUUUAAAAUUAUGUCACUUCCUGUGACAGCUUUUAUACAAUGAUUAUUCACUUCCUGUGUUGUUAUAGUCACCAGAGAAGCACAACCUUCUUUUUUUUAUCUUCUAAAGGGCAAAACUUUCCAUGAGCCAGGUACGUUUGAUUGAGAAACUUUUGCUUUUGCCUUUGUGUGUGUAUGUGUACAGUUGGAAUACAAGCACUUAUGUUUUAAUGAGAUACAGGAAUAUAAAGUAGUAAAUGUUUUAGGAUGUUAUUAAAAAUGCUGUAUGAGAUGCUUGCUGGUUCAAUGCAAUUAUGUAAAAUAAUCUAGUUUAUAAUAUGAAAUGGGAUUAAAGAUAUUAAUGUCACUCUUCAGGAAUAUUUGCCCACUUCAGUGCUAAUAAAGCUUAACUGUCUUGCUAAAA